This is a messenger RNA of Aureobasidium pullulans EXF-150, 980 nucleotides long. RefSeq lists its product as uncharacterized. NCBI's taxonomy places the organism in Eukaryota, Fungi, Ascomycota, Dothideomycetes, Dothideales, Saccotheciaceae. The coding region runs from base 101 to 724 and encodes 207 amino acids. The record is from RefSeq and is a predicted model, not a curated record. The transcript has a single exon.
UCGCCAUCCACAUCCGGCACCUUGGAUCCACCACGCCUCGGAAACCACGGACUGGACGGGGGCGUUUUCAAAUGUUCAGCCAAACUCUUCAAGCCCUGGAAUGACUUACUCUACUUCAGCGCAGACUCUGGACUAUCCCUAUCUCGCCACAAGUCGCCACACCUCGAAACAUCUCGAAUGCCUCACGACUCUCCACCACACACCCUCCCUUACACAAAAGGGCUCAAGCGAACACCAGAACAGACGCGACCUUCUCCCAUACAACCGCAUCGAACACGAUCUCAACCUCCCCAAGUCCAUCGCCCUCAGCUUUUGCGGGAAUCACCACCACCAAAUAUAUCCAAAAGUCCGAGCGAAAAAACAACCAAAAAACACCAAAAAGAACCGAAAUUCGUCGCCACAAUCGACACCCCGGCGGCAUUCUAUCGCCUCUCACUCUCUCGCCUCCGAGCAACUCUUCUCGAAACCCCGUGCUCUGCUUUCUUGCUUUUUUCCUGAACUCCUUCUUGCACAAAAAGCUUAUUCGACAUCUGAAAACACGCCUUUCCCUCCACUCGUGUCUAAAAGCAUACAGCAUUGCGCUGUUUCCUAUGUAAACCAUCUCCUCAUAUGCAUGCCAAUUAUUGAUGUGAAGAUUGGGAAUGAGGGAACGAGGGGAUGCAAGUGGUACUGGAACUUUGUGGUGUCGCAGGACAAUUCUGACUCAACACCUUCCCAAACAUGAGAGCUUCUGAAAUAGGUAGUGGGAUUGGUAAAGGGAAGAAAAGGAAAGAGAAAGCAUAUUUCGAAGGGCAGAAGAAGAUACGACAGAGGGGGAAUCAUAGAGAGGAAAAAAAGAGAUGGUGGAGAGAAAGAAGCACUGGAAAAGGGGGGCAACGCACGCAAAGGACAAUGGAAGAGCUGCGAUGGAUGAAUUGUUAGAUGUACAUGGGGGCACGGGAUAUAGUAGGUGUGGCUUCUGUUAUGUGUGUAUCAUUCUG